Molecule: messenger RNA, 6314 nt
Organism: Peromyscus californicus insignis
Lineage: Eukaryota; Metazoa; Chordata; Mammalia; Rodentia; Cricetidae
Gene: Ccnt1
Product: cyclin T1
Exons: 10
Coding region: 99-2285 (728 amino acids)
Biological process (GO): positive regulation of DNA-templated transcription, elongation; regulation of transcription by RNA polymerase II
Cellular component (GO): cyclin/CDK positive transcription elongation factor complex; nucleus
Molecular function (GO): cyclin-dependent protein serine/threonine kinase activator activity
Source: RefSeq, a predicted model, not a curated record
CACGUCGCAGUUGUCUCGGCACAGCGGAUGUGUGUCGCCGCUUAGGUGACGCUGGGAAGUGCUUGCAGCCCCCGCCGCUGCCUCUUGGUUGGAGCACUAUGGAGGGAGAGAGGAAGAACAACAACAAACGGUGGUAUUUCACUCGGGAGCAGCUGGAAAACAGCCCCUCGCGUCGCUUCGGCGUGGACUCCGAUAAAGAACUCUCUUACCGCCAGCAGGCGGCCAACCUCCUCCAGGACAUGGGACAACGUCUUAACGUCUCACAACUGACGAUCAACACUGCUAUAGUGUACAUGCACCGCUUCUACAUGAUCCAGUCUUUUACACAGUUCCAUCGAUAUUCUAUGGCUCCAGCAGCCUUGUUUCUAGCAGCGAAAGUGGAAGAACAGCCAAAAAAACUGGAACAUGUCAUCAAGGUAGCUCAUACUUGCCUCCAUCCCCAGGAGUCACUUCCUGACACAAGGAGUGAGGCCUACCUACAACAAGUUCAAGACCUGGUGAUUUUAGAGAGUAUCAUUUUGCAGACCCUAGGGUUUGAAUUAACAAUUGAUCACCCACAUACACAUGUGGUAAAGUGCACCCAGCUUGUUCGAGCAAGCAAGGACUUAGCACAGACAUCUUACUUCAUGGCAACCAACAGCCUGCAUUUGACCACAUUUAGCCUGCAGUACACACCUCCUGUGGUGGCCUGUGUCUGCAUCCAUCUGGCUUGCAAGUGGUCCAACUGGGAGAUCCCAGUCUCAACUGACGGGAAGCACUGGUGGGAGUAUGUUGACGCCACUGUGACCUUGGAACUUUUAGAUGAAUUGACACAUGAAUUUCUGCAGAUUCUGGAGAAAACUCCAAGCAGGCUGAAACGCAUUAGAAACUGGAGGGCAUACCAGGCUGCCAUGAAAACUAAACCAGAUGACCGAGGAGCAGAUGAAAACACAUCGGAGCAGACAAUCCUCAAUAUGAUUUCUCAGACCUCCUCAGAUACAACUAUCGCAGGCUUAAUGAGCAUGUCGACUACUUCUACUACAAGUGCAGUGCCUUCCCUUCCUGUCUCUGAAGAGUCAUCAUCAGGCAGUCUAACUAACGUGGAUAUGCUGCCGGGCGAGCGAUGGCUGUCUGCCCAACCUCCUUUUAAACUCGAAUCUUCUCAGGGUCAUCGGACUAGUGAGAAUUUAGCACUUAUUGGAGUUGAUCAUUCCUUGCAACAUGAUGGCUCGAAUGCAUUUGUUUCCCAGAAGCAGACUAGUAAGAGCGUGCCAUCAGCUAAAGUUUCACUUAAAGAAUACCGUGCAAAGCACGCUGAGGAGUUGGCUGCUCAGAAGAGGCAGCUGGAGAAUAUGGAGGCCAAUGUGAAGUCACAGUAUGCAUAUGCUGCCCAGAAUCUCCUGUCACACCAUGACAGCCAUUCUUCGGUCAUCCUGAAGAUGCCCAUUGAGGGCUCAGAGAACCCUGAACGUCCUUUUCUGGAAAAGGCUGACAAAUCAGCUCUGAAAAUGAGACUCCCGGUGGCUAGUGGAGACAAAGCAGCCUCCUCCAAACCAGAGGAGGUAAAGAUGCGCAUUAAAGUCCACUCUGCAGCUGAUAAGCACAAUUCCGCAGAAGACAGUAUCACCAAGAGCCGGGAACACAAAGAAAAGCACAAGGCUCACCUGUCCAAUCAUCACCACCAUCACAAUCACCAUUCACACAAGCACGCUCACUUACAGCUGCCCGUUGGUACUGUGAGCAAACGUCCAGGUGACCCAAAACACAGCAGCCAGACCAGCACCUCAGUACACAAAGCCUAUAGCGUGUCUAGUACUUUGUCUUCUUCGAGCUCUGCUCGUAAAAGGGGUGCCCCGGAAGAGACGGGGGCAGCAGUGUUUGAUCAUUCAGCCAAGAUUGCCAAGAGUACUAAAUCCUCUUCCUUGAAUUUCCCCUUCCCUCCUCUUCCUCCAAUGACCCAGUUGCCUGGGCAUAGCUCAGACACAAGUGGCCUGCCCUUCUCACAGCCUAGCUGUAAAACUCGAGUUCCUCAUAUGAAACUGGACAAAGGCCCUCCUGGGGCUAACGGUCACAACACAGCUCAGUCAAUAGACUAUCAAGACACUGUGAAUAUGCUCCACUCCCUGCUCAGUGCCCAAGGUGUUCAGCCCACUCAGCCCCCUGCAUUUGAGUUUGUUCAUUCUUACGGUGAAUAUAUGAAUCCACGAGCUGGUGGGAUCUCCUCCAGAUCUGGCAAUACAGACAAACCUCGACCACCACCCCUACCAUCAGAACCGCCUCCACCACUUCCCCCUCUUCCUAAGUGAGAACAACAUGAGGCGAAAACUUAAAAAACAAACACCUUUUGUUUUGGGGUUUUGUUUUGUUUUUGUUUUGACUACUGAUACUGGACUACGAAAAUUACAUCCCUUAUGAAAUAUGUCACCCUUGGACUAAGGAAUAAAUUGAUAUUGAGACAGGUGGGAGGGUGGUGGAGGGCCUCAGUUAUUAUAUCUGCUGCCUCAUACAUCUAUUUUCUUAUAGUUUGUACUGGUAUCAGAGAGGUAGGAUUAUGUUGAAGCUGUGAAGGAUUAAGAACACUCUGUUCUUGGCCUCUCCUCAUCCUGAUGGGGUUGAUUGGAGUAGUUAUCUUCCCUCUUCUUGCCGGAACUGAAACAUGGGGGGUAAUCAAGCAAUUGUGUUUAACGUAUCAGAAGAGAGGAAGUAUUUAAACGUCAGAUCUUUAAGAGACUUUUAAAAAGUAAUUUAAAGAAAAUGGAGGUGGGACUGAGGAAGAAACUUAGAGAGCAAGGCCGGCUUCUGCCCUACAGAAUUGGGCCUUUUCAGGUUGGGCUUUGGGAAAGCUCAGGUCUCUGAAGGAAAGAAAGGUGUGCUUCACAUGUCCUGUCUGUCGGGGACCAGACCAUGUGUGGUGAUAGGUUUGGGAGAAGCCAUUGAGUUAUGAUACUAAAGACAAUGAAAUUGUGAUUUGGGAUUCUAAGACUUCGCAUUUUAAGUUACAUUAUGAAUGUAAUUCUUGCUUUUUAUAUGUAUAUCUAAUGGGAAACAACUGCAUACUUGUGAUCGCAGCCUGUAUGACUUCAGAGACAGUGGGAAUUUAACAGCACUGGUGUAAUGAGUGAGCAAGCCUAGCCAACAGACACUUGUGUUUAGAUUGUUUCUUUUGGGUGGCUUUUGAUGCUAGACAGAGAUUCUUAAGAGUCCUGUUUUAAAAAAAAGUGGAUCAGGAAUCCUGUUAUGGGGCUUGAUUAUUCCAGAUGUUAGGGAAUAUUUUUGAUGAAGGAAAUCUUUGAAGAGAUAAUGGCUAGAAAAAAAAUUCAAAGCCAAGCUAUCUAACUGAAAAUGCUACCUAGCCACAGAUCAUUGCUAUUCUUUGGUUCAUUGCUUGAAAAAAAAAAAUAUAUAUAUAUAUAGAUAUAUAGAUAUAUGCACACACAUGCAUAUGUGUGUGUACAUUUUUUUGCUAUGGAAAAGAUGGUGCUAUGAAAAUAAUUUGUCUCUUGUUUUAAUUAGUGAAGCUUUUGUCAUGCCAAGUAGUCUUUAGGGGGAGGUCAGAUUCUUUUCAUUGAAAGUCAUAGGGAAACAGAAGUUGUACAGGUGCUGCUUGCCAAGAACAGACUAGGAAAACACUGAGGCAGUUACUUUUGAUGUAAUGGCCUAGUAGAGGAGAAUGUAUAGGAAGAAUAUAUCUUAGGGUGACUUUGUGGUUAUUAAUCUGCAUGUUUGAAUUGUCCGGAGUGCCUGCCUUUGCUGUGUAAAACAAGGAGCUCCUUGCUCAUCUAUAAGCCAGUGAUAUUUCUUGGUAUGCAAAUUUUCAAGUGACAUUUUCUUUCUUCUUGGUAUUUCCUGUGUUGUGCAAGAUAGAUGUGUCAUCAUGAUUACUAAAUGUAGACUUGGUAUUUGUUUAGACUUUGUUUCCCAUCCUGUCCUUCCCAAAAGGGAAUGUGCCGUUUAGUUUGCAUCUGUAUCUGUGAGAUUGACAAUAAGUGAUUUGGGGAAAUGUUCUGGCUUUUAAUUACUCUCAUUAAUGUCACAUAUUUUCUAAUCACAUGCACUCCCUUACCACAAAGACUGUCGUAUUUGCCGUUGUAGCAGUUCUUCAUGGUAAUACUGUAGUUAAAUUUCUUAGGACUCUGUCAGUAGUGAACUAGAAAAAAAGUGCUUACUAGAGUCUAAAGAGCUACUUGAUGCUGUAGUCUGGUCUUUCUACUGUAGAUCAACACUGAAUUUGGUUACUUUAUAGACUUUUCCUGUAUUACUUCCUUCUGGUUUUGUCUCCAGAUAGCUACAAUAUCUGUUUUUAGGUCUGUGUAUAGUUUCUGAACCUCCUCAUGGGCUCUGCAUGAACUGCUGCAUUGUUUUUGGGUUAGCAGAUAUACCUGCCAGCUAGCAUGCAUAUUGUGCAGUUUCUGUAUAAAUAAGGCUUCUAAGCCAUGUGUGUCUCUCCCACCUUCAGACCUUCAAAGGUUGAGAAGUAGUAUUUGUAUAUCUAAAGUCAGCCUUGUAAACUGGCUCUUUGUUUUUUCUUUUGAUCUAAACUGUCAAGAAGAAGUGACAGUGGUAAGCAGGCUUGGAGCCUCAACUUCUGUAAAUCUCAUGCCUAGAAUUUGCUUGACUCUUAUGUUCGCAGAAAUAAAUACCUGUGGAUUGUCUUUAGGGCUUUUAAUCAUACCUGUGUUGUUGGCUAAACUCUGGUGAAUCAUUAACCUAAAACCAGUGUGGUCUUCUGAAGUAUCCAGUUAUGCCUUUGGGUUUAGAAAAAUACCUAAAUACUAGUCUACUUUUCUCAUUCAUGAAUCAUUGUGUUUUUGUAUCUGAGACUCUCAGCAACCUUUCCUUCUCGUAAAUGACUUUAGUGUUUUGGUUUAGUGUAUCCCACAUAUUUCUAUAGUUAGGUUCACCGGCAAUGAUAGAAAAAUCGAAAUCUCCAAUUGCAAACAGCAGUAGAUUUGAGUAUUGAAACAAAAUCAUGGUAACAUCACUGCUGGGUUUCCUGAAGCCUUUGCAACCUAAUUCCUCAUUACCUCUCACACCUUGCUUCUAGACAAAGGCAGUUGGAGGGUCCUGUCUACCCUAGUAUGGUUGGAAUCUACAUAUGUGCGUUUCCAUUAUUUUGGGAACUGAUUAUUUUUUAAAGAUUUUUUUCUUUUGUUGAUGAGUUAUUUUGAUACUCAUGCUAGGAAAAGUGAGAAAUUAAGACAUCUUGAGAUUGGAAUGCCUAUUUUAUUUUAUUCUCCUUAGUUUGGGAGAAUUUAAGCAGUCUAUGCAACCUAUCAGUUAGUGAGAAAUAGCUUUCCACCAUCCCCCACUGAGCUUUCAACGACUCAUACCUCCCCAAAUGUCUUGGUGUUGAUUGAGUUUUGGAUCUUGAUGGUUUAGGAAGCAUUCUUUUUGCACCAGGCUGUCAUUUAUUUCUUAUUCCUCAGUGGAUGUAAGUUUGAAAGAAGAAUGGUACUGUAAUCUUACUUGAUGGAGUAGUCUAAAUUCAGAAUUGUUUCCUAAGUGGGCGAGCUCUCCGUUUUAAUAUAGCUAAAGUUUUUUAAUAUGAACUUGGCAAUGGAAGGAGAGGGAAAAGAAUGUUUAAUAAAAAUCAGUGUCUGCUCUUUCCCUUUAUGAGUGAGUACUCCUGGUUACAUGAAGAGAAACUCAUGGGUUUUGUGUUGCCAUGCCAGUUGUGGAGAGGGAUGCUUGACAGCAUGUUAAUUGAAGCCAGAGCAAGUAUGUCGCCCAUCAGGUUAUCUGGAAAUGUCCGUGGAAGCAGAGGAGUGACGAGCUGAUGACCACAGUAAAGUCACAUACAAAAUAGAAGUGCUGUCUGGCCUAAGAACUCAAAGAAAACAGUCACUGUAGGUGUAACUUGGGGUUCUGAACUUGAAACUGAGCUGUAUUAUCUUACUUCCCACACAUAAAACUGUCCAUUUUCUUAUCAGACCAAAGAACGAAAAGAAAAAAUAAAAUGAAAAACAAAGUAACACACUUUACCAGUUUAUGUCACUCAGGUACAAUUUUUGUGGUGAGUUUUUUGUUGUUUUGUUUUUUGUCUGAUUUUUGUACUGCUCAGCAUAUUAUUCUGCUGUUGCCUCUGUACUCCGUGGGGCACCUCAGUUUUGGGUGCUACUCCUGGGAUCUCUACUGCUGUUAGGUGAAUGAUGAUAGGAUGUAAGUGACCAUUAUCAUAAGGGCUCUUUGUAAAAAACUUUAAAAACUCAAAAAAAUUUUCAAGAAGGAUAUUGUAUACAUUUUAUAGUCUGGCUCUCAGUUUGAUAUCUUGCUGUCAAGUAUGUUUCUCAAUCUGUAUUUAUCCAUCCCAUCAAUAAACGUUAAUGAUGAAACUC